AUGUGUAGGGGCGAACCGCUCACAGACACUGGCAAGAGACUACAACUGCUGAAGAUUCUCUCCCUUACCCUUCUGCCCAUUCUUGGUCUAUGGGCGUUCACAGUGUACAGCUUGUCCGACAGUAUACAGGGCAAAUCAGACAUCGAACAGACUCAAUAUGCCGUAGAGUUCAGUGUGGAGAUCGGCAUGUUCCUCGAUCGGAUCCAGCGAGAACGCGACAUGUCCGUGCUAUAUUUGUCCAUCCUGGGGCCCGAGACGAAGACGUUCCUCAUGAACGAGUAUCUGCUCACUGACCAGGCGCUGGACCAUCUUUCAGACUGGCCAGUCAGAAACGACAUCCAGCCUAUCUUCCAGUCGAGGAAAGAAUUCAAGAAGUUUCUCAACGAACAUAGACAAAAUCUGGAUCCCAGCAAUUACGACAUCUACGUAGAGAUGGAGUUCUAUAGUUUCCUCAUUGAGCGCUUCAUCGAGUGGAUGUACGGCGCCAUCAAAGAAUCCAACAUGGCGUCCAUCUGGAAGAUUCUGGUGGCUUAUCAGAAGAUUGUCACAGUCAUGGAACAUAUCGGCAUAGAGAGGGCGCUCGGAACGGUGAGAAACUAUUAUCUUUGGGUAUUACAAUCGAUUCUUUUGUUUUCAUGCAUUUAUAAAAAAAAAAAUUUUCUUCAAAAACCGAAAAACCUGUCCUUUUACGCCCUCAACCGCGGUAACCCCGUCUCUUUGUCUCAGGAGUGUUCCCCGCUGGAGAUCGUCAACUUGCUCAACAAUCUGUACACUGAGAUUGACCAACGGCUUGACCACCAUGACGUGUACAAAGUGGAGGCUAUCAACGACAGCUACAUGGUCGCUUCUGGUUUACCAACCCGUAUAGGAAACAGACACUCGGCAGAAGUAGCGAACCUGGCCCUGGAUCUCCUCAGCAUGGUGGUAGACAACCGUUUCUCUACACCUCUAGACAGAAUGAUACAGCUACGGAUUGGCAUGAACACAGGUCCUUGCAUGGCUGGCAUUGUCGGCACCAUCAUGCCACGGUACUGUCUCUUUGGGGAUGCUGUCAACACAGCCUCCAGAAUGAAAAGUUAUGGAUCAGGUGAGAGUCAAGAUAGCUCCCUUUCUACGCUUAUUGUCCAGCAGUGCUACAACUCGAGGAAGUUCAGCAUGUUCGCUCUGCAUGGCUCCAAGAACACACAGGUAUCCCUGGCCUCCCAGCUGGGGCACAGCGACAAAACGGAGGGCGAAGCGGGCGGACUCAGCACGAUGCGAAGCCCCGCAACCCGACCCAAAUCCGACAACCUAUCCCGCAGCUCGAUUCACGAAAAUGUGGUGGGAGGACCGGGAGGAGGGGGCGGGACCGGAGGGCCCGGGGAGGUUGGCGGGAAGAAGAGUCUUCACCGGUUUUUCAUACACCCUGAGAAUAUGACGCUGCAUACGGUCAGCGAAGUGGCGGAGAAGACUGGAGGGAAGGAAGGGUCCAAGGAUGUCAAGGGGGUGUUAGAGUCCGCGGAGGGGGACCAGGAUGCUGAUGACGAGGGGGAGCACGAGAGCCGAGAGGGAGACAACGAUACUGGCAGUCACAACCGAGCCACCGGCAAAGCCGACGAAUCGGAGCGUCCGGAGUCUGUAGCCACGCCCAUCAAAGACGGAGAGUGA
Messenger RNA from Aplysia californica (California sea hare), 1647 nucleotides. RefSeq lists its product as uncharacterized. The record is from RefSeq and is a predicted model, not a curated record. Gene Ontology annotation, molecular function: peptide receptor activity; guanylate cyclase activity. The transcript has 7 exons. Gene Ontology annotation, biological process: intracellular signal transduction; receptor guanylyl cyclase signaling pathway; cGMP biosynthetic process. NCBI's taxonomy places the organism in Eukaryota, Metazoa, Mollusca, Gastropoda, Aplysiida, Aplysiidae. Bases 1 to 1647 code for a protein of 548 amino acids.